AUUUCUGAACGUUUUGAACAUCAACCUUUAAACACGCUGUCGGCACACACGAAAUAACCUCACAUAGUUUUGCGCACGAGCAUGGAAGGAAUUCGAUCCGAAUUUCAACGUAAGACGUAUUCGAAAAAUAAAAUCAUUGAGUGAGAAAGUGCCAAUGUUGUACAAGAUAAGACACUGCAUCAUCAGAUCUACAAUUCGUUGGAUAAAUAUUCACUUAGAAAGCAGUUGCAGAACCAUGUCGGUUACGGUGAAUCCCGUUGUUGAAUCCGAAUUAAACACUACGAAUGAAAAGAAGAGAUCUAUGUUAGACGAUAGCACUGAGAUUAAUGUAAAAGUACAAAAGGUAGAAACAGAUGGGGAAGCUGAAACACUGCAAAGAAUCAAGAGAAAAAAUCACGCUAUUUUAUUGGGUUAUCUCGGUAAAGAUUACUAUGGAAUGCAAAGAAAUCCUGGUAUGAAGACUAUUGAGGAAGACUUGGUUGUUGCUCUGUCAAAGGCAGAUUUAAUAACCGAAGAGCAUUUCAAGGACAUACGUUCAAUCAAGUUUCAAAGAGCCGCUCGCACAGACAAAGGAGUAUCUGCUAUUAGACAAAUUGUCUCACUAAAAUUACCGGAAAAUCCCGAUAAAGCGGUGAUAAAUAGUUUUCUACCCGAUGUGAUUCGUGUGUUUGGAAUAAAGAGAGUGACGAAAAAUUUUAAUAGCAAAAAUCAGUGCGACGCGCGAACUUACAGAUACGUCAUUCCUUCGUUCGCAUUUGUGCCGGAAGAUCCGAGUUUGUUAAAAGUCGGAGAAGAUGUUAACGAGGACGAGAGAAUCCAGCAGCUAUCGACGAUCGAUGGAAAACCAUAUACCGAUUAUAGAUUAUCUCCGGAAUCCUUAGACCGAUUGAAUUCGAUACUGAAGCUAAUGGAAGGCACUCGUAAUUUUCACAAUUUUACAUCGAAAGUAAAACCACUAGAUCCACGUGCGAAACGAUACAUUAUCAACUUUCGCUGUGUGAAAACAUUUGUUUCGAACAACAUGGAAUUCGUCGUGCUGGAGAUCAAAGGACAAAGUUUCAUGUUGCAUCAAAUCCGAAAGAUGGUCGCGUUUGCGGUCGCGAUUGCGAGGAACAUCGUGUCCGAAGAAACACUCAGUUUAGCAUUUGACACAAAAAAAAAAAUGGAUAUAGCAAUUGCACCUAGUUUAGGAUUGUGCUUGUGUCACGUACAUUACGAAAGUUACAAUAAGAGAUACGGCACAGACGGUCUCCACGAGACGUUGGACUGGGAGGAGUGUGAAGAAGAAGUAGAAAAGUUUCAGAAAGAUUACAUUUUAUCGUAUAUAGUGGACACCGAGACUUCAGAACAAACAACAUUAAAAUGGGUUGCCAAUUUGCCAUUUUACACAUUUAAUUGUCAACCGGAAUUGCCUGAAGAGGAAGACGACGACGUGAAACAACAAGAAAAUGGACAAUAACGUUGAGAUGUAAAAUACAUAGCUCUGUGUUACGUACGUUAAAAAAAUAUUAAAAGAAACAACGUUCAAUAUCAA
Pseudomyrmex gracilis is the source of this 1534-nucleotide messenger RNA. RefSeq names its product tRNA pseudouridine synthase A, mitochondrial (gene Pus1). The record is from RefSeq and is a predicted model, not a curated record. Gene Ontology annotation, molecular function: pseudouridine synthase activity; RNA binding. Lineage: Eukaryota; Metazoa; Arthropoda; Insecta; Hymenoptera; Formicidae. The transcript is spliced from 7 exons. Gene Ontology annotation, biological process: mRNA pseudouridine synthesis; tRNA pseudouridine synthesis. Bases 155 to 1459 code for a protein of 434 amino acids. Gene Ontology annotation, cellular component: nucleus.